Messenger RNA from Ananas comosus (pineapple), 2021 nucleotides. RefSeq names its product BTB/POZ domain-containing protein At5g03250-like. Lineage: Eukaryota; Viridiplantae; Streptophyta; Magnoliopsida; Poales; Bromeliaceae. The record is from RefSeq and is a predicted model, not a curated record. Gene Ontology annotation, molecular function: protein binding. The transcript has 4 exons. The coding region runs from base 81 to 1892 and encodes 603 amino acids.
CAUCGUCGUCACCAUUGUCUGGUAGUAGAGUGUUACUCCCUAAAAAGAGUAGUAGGGAAGAGCUGUGACAGAGAGCACUGAUGACCACUAUGAAGCUGGGUUUCAAAGCAGAAGCUUUUAAGUUAGAAGGCCAAACAUGGAUUUGUAUGACUGACCUUGCGAGCGAUGUAGUUAUCAAGGUAGGAGAGAUGUCAUUCCACCUCCACAAGUUUCCAUUGAUUAACAGAAGUGGCUUACUUCAGAAGAUGAUUAAUGAAUUCCACAGCGAUGAUGGCAAAGGUUGCAUUCUUCAGCUUCAUGACAUUCCGGGUGGCUCCAAAUCCUUUGAACUAGUCGCAAAAUUCUGUUAUGAUGUUAAGAUAGAGCUGAAUGCUCUCAAUGUUGUUUCUCUUCGGUGCGCUGCGGAGCAUCUCUGCAUGACUGAAGAUUAUGGAGAAGGAAAUCUUAUAGUACAAACAGAAAAUUUUCUUAAUGAAGUCCUUAAUAACUGGAACGAUGCCAUAAAAGUGCUUCAAAUGUGUGACAAUGUUUUCCCCCAUGCAGAGGAUCUUCAAAUAGUCGCAAGAUGCAUCAAAUCCCUUGCAAAGAAAGCUUGUGCAGAUCCUACGCUGUUUGGUUGGCCCAUGCUUGGAUACUACAACACAAAGAGCCUGGAGGGAACUGUUCUGUGGAACGGAAUUAGUGCAUCAGGGAAAUCGCAAUCCCCGACUGCUGAUUGGUGGUACAAAGAUGCCUCUUUUCUCAAAUUUUCUAUAUACAAGAGGCUUAUUUUGGCUAUGCAAGCUGAAGGUAUGAAACCCGAGAUUGUUGCGGGGUCUCUUAUGCAUUAUGCAAGGAAAUACCUCCCAGGGCUGAUUAGGCAUUUAGGUAUAUCUGGUUCAUCAACGUCAGAAAGUGAACAGAGGAUUCUCCUUGAAGAGAUUGUUGAAUUGCUUCCGAUGGAAAAGGGUGCGAGUUCAACCAAGUUUCUAUUGGGCAUGCUUCGAACUGCCAUGAUUUUACAAGCAAGUCCAGCAUGCAGGGAAAUUUUGGAGAAAAAGGUGGGGGCUCAAUUGGAUGCAGCAGCCCUUGAAGACCUUUUGAUACCAAACAUGGGUUACUCUGUUGAAACUCUUUAUGACGUGGAUUGUGUUCAAAGAAUCCUGGACCAGUUCAUGUUGGUGAACCAGGCAACGGUUGAGGCUUCUCCUGAAAUUGUGGAUGAAGGGCAGUUGUUAUCCUCUUCAGCUGAACUAACACCAAUAACCAUGGUGGCAAAGCUUGUUGAUGGGUAUCUAGCAGAAGUUGCAUCUGAUGUUAAUCUUAAGCUUCCAAAGUUCCAAACAAUAGCAGCUGUAAUUCCUGAUUAUGCCAGGCAUUCAGAUGACGGAAUCUAUCGUGCUAUUGACAUAUACCUAAAGGCCCAUCCGUGGCUCACAGAUUCGGAGAGAGAGCAGCUCUGUCGUUUGAUGAACUGCCAGAAACUCUCCUUGGAGGCCUGCAUGCAUGCUGCCCAGAAUGAGAGGCUCCCUCUUCGAGUGAUCGUCCAAGUCCUAUUCUUUGAGCAGCUCCGGUUGAGAACGACGGUUGCCAGCUGGUUCUUCAUCUCGGAUAACAUCGACAACUCCCGCGACCCUCACAUACAGCUCCCCAAGAACAAUGACGGCUUCAUACAUUCAGAAAUCAUGCAAGAGACGGAGCAGGCAUCCUCGAGCAUGGAUGAAGUAAGAUUAAGGGUCUGUGAACUUGAGAAAGAGUGCUCAAGCUUGAGACAAGAGGUUGAGAAGCUUGGAAAGGCAAAGAGCGUGUGGAACUUUUUCUCUAAGAAGUUUGGGUUCGGAGUGAGAUCACAGCAGCACUGUGAUGCUAAACAGGUGUCUAUGGAUGAUAGUCAUUUCAUGAAAUCAUGUUGAACUUGCCUGGCGAUUCAACUAGUUGUUGCAGGUUUUUUCUGAUAGGCUGUUCGCUGCUUGAUGUACUCUAUUGAUGUCUAUUGAGUGUAUGUAUAUCUGUUGACUACUUACGUUGGUCUAUAUGCUAUG